AUGGCUUCCAUGCUUUCUUUGUUUACUAUCCGUCAUCUUUUUAUCUCCAUAGCCCUGUAUGCAUGUUCCGCUGGUGCUACUGACUCCUUGUUUGCAUAUCAAUUCAUCACCAACUUGAACCCUUUAGUUUCAUCCAACCAUAAUUUCGUAAUUGGAUUUUUUGGUUAUUAUUCAUCGACUCUACCUGUAUGCAAGACGUACCUGGGAUUGGGGUACAGGAGUGUAGAUUCCAGGGCUAUAGUAUGGGUGGGUAAUGAAUUGAAUCCACUUGGAUGUUUUACAGCGCUAGCACUAACCAAAGAAGGAUUUUAUGUCAAAGAUAUAGUACUGGGAACAACGGUAUGGAUUCAUAAGCCCAACAGAACAGUUCCGUCACCAGUUCUGAAGCUCCUUGAUUCAGGUAAUCUUGUGUUUGGAGAUUCUAGCAAUCUGACGGCUGGAGAGUAUCUGUGGCAAAGCUUUGACCACCCUCUUCACACAUUGUUACCAGGAAUGAAGCUUGGCUGGGACAAGAAAGCUGGCAUCGACCGAUCCAUGAGGUCCUGGAGGACAGAAGGUGAUCCAGCUCCAGGUGAUUAUUUGUUAAGGUUAGACUUAGGUGACUCAGGUCAGUUACCCCAACUAGUUCUUGAGAAAAACCAGCGAAUACAAUCAAGAUGGGGUCCUUGGGAUGGAGAAAAAUUCAGUGGUGGUAAUGCCCUCAUGGAUAGCCAUGCAUUCAGACCAAUAUUUCAUUCCGAUACAGAUGCGAUUUUUUUCACAUUCGAAGCCAAGGAGGAUUCGAGUUUGAUACUUUCACUGAAUCCAGAUGGGAAACUACAAUUCUUGAGAUGGGAUAAUAAUGCUACCAAUUUAUGGGAUGAAGUGAAGACACUCAAUAUGGCCAUAUGUGACCAGUAUAGCACAUGUGGGCGUUAUGGAGUUUGUACUGAUGGAGAAUUCCCCUGUGAAUGUCCUGAUGGAUUCACAGCUGUAUCACCAGAAGAAUGGGACAAGAUGAAUUUUACGGAAGGAUGUAGGAGAAACACCUCACUUAACUAUACUGAUAACGACGUGUUUGUCAAGAACACUGGACUGAAGUUGCCUGAUAAAGCUACUUACUGGGGAAUGUUGUACCCCCAGGACUGUGAACAGAAGUGCUUAAACGAAAGAUCGUGUAUGGCUUAUACCAACAUCAAUAUCAACGGAAAUGGAAGCAAAUGUGUCGUUUGGUUGGGAGAUUUACUUGAUAUGAGACGUUCACAGAUAGCUGGGAACGACAUUUUUAUAAGGAUGGCAAAUGGAAAACCAGAUGCACCUGUUUCCCAUGGGAAAAGAAAAUUGAAUGAGGGAUCGAUAGCAGUGAUUUCUGUAUUAGUUCUGGAAGUACUUAUCUCGAUUUCAUAUAUUGUGUAUACACAUCGAGCAAAGAGUACAGGGGUGCUAGAUGAACCAGAAAUCAAUCAGCCAGAAAAUUCUAUAGGAGCUUUGCUGCAGGGAACAGAUGUCAUUGCAUAUGAUUCCAGUGAUCUAGCUGCAGCCACUGACAAUUUCUCGCUGUCUAAUAAGAUAGGGCAUGGUGGCUUUGGCAAUGUUUAUAAGGGUGUACUAGAGAAUGGAGCAGAAAUAGCAGUGAAGAAGCAAGACGUGGCUUUGCGUCAAGGAGUUGAGGAGUUCGAGAAUGAAGUCAAAUUAAUUGCAAACCUACAGCAUCGUAAUCUAACCAAGUUGUUGGGAUACUGCAUUCAUGGAAUAGAAAAACUCCUAGUCUAUGAGUUCAUGGCAAAUAAAAGCCUAGACAAGGUCAUAUUUGAUGCUGCAAGAAGGGCUACAGUAACAUGGCCAACGCGCUUAAACAUUAUCAAAGGAAUCGCAAGAGGACUAGUUUACAUGCAUCAUGAGUCGAGGUUGACAGUAAUCCACCGGGACCUAAAAGCUAGCAAUGUCUUGCUAGACAGCGAGAUGACACCCAAGAUAUCUGACUUUGGGUUGGCAAGGGAAUUUGAAGACGAUGUUGAAGUCAAGACUCACCGUGUAGCAGGAACAUAUGGCUAUAUGUCUCCUGAAUACAUGCAAGCUGGACAUUAUUCAACAAAAUCAGAUGUGUUCAGUUUUGGAAUUUUGACAUUGGAGAUUGUGAGUGGCCAAAGGAAUUCGAUUUAUCGGCACCCAACCUAUGAUAUUGGUCUAGUAGGCUAUGCUUGGAAAAUUUGGAAUGAAGGGAAUGCCAUAGAACUACUGGAUCCACUGAUAGAUAAACCAGAUGAUUUGGAUGAAGUUUUAGGAUGCAUCCAUGUUGGGAUCUUGUGUUGUCAACGGCGAUCCCAAGACAGACCUUCAAUGGUUCAGGUGGUUUCCUUACUGGAGGAGAAUGAAAUGUUAAAGUUUAAUUGUGUGCCCGGGGAACCUUACUUCUAUAGGGAGACGAGUCAGAGUAGCAGGAGUCGCGAAAGUAUGAAUGGGCUAAGUAUUACUGAAUUAACCGGAAGAUCAUGA
Molecule: messenger RNA, 2475 nt
Organism: Solanum stenotomum
Lineage: Eukaryota; Viridiplantae; Streptophyta; Magnoliopsida; Solanales; Solanaceae
Product: G-type lectin S-receptor-like serine/threonine-protein kinase At4g27290
Exons: 7
Coding region: 1-2475 (824 amino acids)
Biological process (GO): recognition of pollen; protein phosphorylation
Molecular function (GO): ATP binding; protein serine/threonine kinase activity
Source: RefSeq, a predicted model, not a curated record